Messenger RNA from Bufo gargarizans (Asiatic toad), 1539 nucleotides. RefSeq names its product solute carrier family 2 member 4 (gene SLC2A4). The record is from RefSeq and is a predicted model, not a curated record. The transcript has 7 exons. Gene Ontology annotation, biological process: monosaccharide transmembrane transport. Gene Ontology annotation, molecular function: hexose transmembrane transporter activity. Bases 22 to 1080 code for a protein of 352 amino acids. Gene Ontology annotation, cellular component: membrane. Lineage: Eukaryota; Metazoa; Chordata; Amphibia; Anura; Bufonidae.
CUGGCUUCCGGUUUGGUACCAAUGUAUGUGGGAGAGAUUUCUCCAACACAUCUCCGAGGAGCACUGGGAACCCUCCAUCAGCUGUCCCUAGUGAUUGGUAUAUUGUUUGCUCAGGUCUUGGGUCUGGACUUAUUCCUGGGCACUCGGAGCCGGUGGCCGGCGCUGUUUUGGGUCACCUUGAUCCCGGCUGCUCUACAAUCAGUUUUGCUGCCAUUUUGUCCAGAAAGCCCUCGUUUCCUGUACAUUGUGUGUGAGCAGGAGGGCCAGGCGCGGACCAGUCUAAGGCGUAUCACUGGCCUCCUGGAUGUCUCAGAAGCCCUCUCCGAAAUGAAGGAAGAGAAAAGACAGAUGGACUCGCAACCAAAAGUCUCCAUCCUGCAAAUAUUCCGUUCCCGCACUUACAGACAACCCAUAAUCGUGGCAAUAAUUUUGCAGCUGUCCCAACAGCUUUCCGGAAUCAAUGCAAUUUUCUAUUACUCCACCGACAUCUUCUCUAAGGCCGGGGUGGAGCAGCCGAUCUACGCCACAAUCGGUGCAGGCAUUGUGAACACAGCGUUUACGGUCAUGUCGCUUUUCCUGGUCGAGAGGGCUGGACGGCGAACCUUGCACCUUGUGGGUCUUGCUGGGAUGAUCAUAUGUGCAUUACUGAUGACGACUGCCAUGGUGUUACAGGACACCAUGCCAUCAAUUAGUGCACUCAGCAUGGCAGCCAUCUUCGGAUUUGUGGCCUUCUUUGAGAUUGGACCUGGUCCGAUUCCCUGGUUUAUAGUUGCUGAACUCUUCAGCCAAGGACCCCGACCUGCUGCUAUGGCCAUCGCUGGAUGCACAAACUGGACCUCGAACUUCAUAGUUGGAAUGUUCUUCCCAUAUGUGGUGGAUCUCUGCGGCCCCUAUGUCUUUCUUCUCUUUGCUAUACUGCUUUUGGGAUUCUUCAUAUUCACAUAUUUCCGUGUGCCAGAAACUCGGGGACGAUCCUUUGAUGAAAUCUCUCAUGCCUUCCGCAGAAACCACUCUCUGCUGGAACAAGAAGUGAAGGCCAGCACAGAGCUGGACAGUCUCGGUGGAGAAGAGGAAAUGUGAGGACCCAAAGCUGAGUAGCUCACUCACUCAUGGUCUGGCCCCUACCAUACAGCGCAUUCAUGGUCUUCAUAGUAAUAGCCCAGCUCUGCUGUCCGGCAGGUCCAGUGUGGCCGCUAAUCCAGGAGCAAUGGCUGAAUUCACUGCAGUAAACCUGAGAGGGGGCAGCAGUCUCCUGAGGACAUGGUGGAACGCACCCUGGUCAGUGGCACCAACUGCCCAUUAUCAUACGCCUCCAAUACACCAUCACCUGACCAGUAAUCUAUGGCUGGCUGCUGCUUACCAGUAAAUGCUAUGAAGAGCUAGAGCGUCCCCUAUUGGGAGAUGCAGUAAUCCCACACGGUGUGCUGUCCUGUAUAGAGGCCACAGCCCAGCGCUGUGCAUUGAGUGCUAUGUCACAAGUAUAUAUUGGUCAUGUAUAGAUGUAUAUAUGGUUGCUGUGUCAUUAAAAUAUCAAGCUCA